Molecule: messenger RNA, 1095 nt
Organism: Lucilia sericata (common green bottle fly)
Lineage: Eukaryota; Metazoa; Arthropoda; Insecta; Diptera; Calliphoridae
Product: putative gamma-glutamylcyclotransferase CG2811
Exons: 3
Coding region: 135-614 (159 amino acids)
Molecular function (GO): gamma-glutamylaminecyclotransferase activity
Source: RefSeq, a predicted model, not a curated record
UUUUGUUUUGUCUUGAUAACAACUACUACUGACAACACAACUACUGUGAUGAUAAACAAUAAUAAUUUAGUUAAUAGGGUUAAAGUAAUUGAUAAAUAAUCUUAAUUCAGUUAUUCAACUAAAAUAACGCAAGAAUGCCUAAAUUAUCUGCAGAAUUACUAAAAGUUUUCGUCUAUGGAACACUCAAACGUGGUGAACCCAAUCAUCAUUGGUUGACGCGUAAUGAAAAUGGUUUUGCACGUUUUGUGGGUGAAGGUACAACAGUGGAAAGAUUUCCCCUCGUUAUUGGUACCCGUUACAAUAUACCCUUCCUAUUGGAUAAACGUGGCCAUGGUCACAAUAUUAAAGGAGAAAUUUACGAGGUCGAUGAGAAAAUGUUCGCAAAUUUAGAUAUUUUAGAAGAUUAUCCCGUGUACUAUGAUCGGGAAAUACAAACUAUAACGUUGAAUAAUAAUGAGCAGGUACAAUGUUGGUUGUAUUUGAUUCGCAACUUUCCCGAAAAACUUUUGCAGAAAGAUUAUUUAACAGCAUAUCACAAUACCAAAGAGCAGCCAUAUAGAGAAAGGUCUGAACGUGAUAUGAAUAUUAAAGCUAGUGAUGAUAUGUCAUAUUAAAAGUAUGAAAAUUAUUGUGCAGCAAUCACCCGAUGACAACAGUUAUUUGGACAGCUGCAAAGAUGACAUGUAUGAAGAUGAAGAAGCUCCGCCUAAACCCUGAACUCUAUGAAAUUGUUAUUCUCGUUGAUUAAGUAAAAAAAAAUUGCAAUUCCAUUAAAUCAAUGUUUAUUAAACAUUUUUGUUUACAUUUAAACAACUUUUGUUACUAUUUGUUUAGUAUUUUUUGCUUAAUAUGUUGCUUGUUUUCUUUUUACGUUUCCAUUUAUUUACCCGUUUUUUUCAUUUAUGUUAUUCCAUCAUUUUUUAAAAUAAUACAAAUAAGAAAUAGUUAUAAUAGUUUUUUUAAAAAAGCGGGCUUUUUGUAUUCAUGUUUACACGGUGAGAAAAAAAAAAGAUGUUUAACAAAGAAAAACUGUUAUUUAGCUUUUUUUAAAAUCAAUCAACAUAAUUUGCAAAAGAAAAAAUGUUUUAAAUUUUA